UACGACUUCGAGUCGCAUAACUACACUUUCUUUCUGCACAAUACCGCCAGCAUGGGCAGCGAUCAGCUUAGAUGGGACGGCCAGACCGUCGUGGUUACCGGCGCCGGUGGUGGGUUAGGAAAAGCAUAUGCAGUCUUCUUCGGUAGCAGAGGAGCCAAUGUGGUCGUCAAUGACCUCGGAGGUAGCUUCAAGGGUGAGGGCGGAAGCCAGACAAUGGCCGAGAAGGUCGUGCAAGAAAUCACACAAGCCGGUGGUAAGGCCGUAGCAAACUACGAUUCCGUCGAGAAUGGCGACCGAAUCAUCAAGACAGCCAUUGACAACUUCGGCCGCAUCGAUGUCUUGAUCAACAAUGCUGGUAUCCUCCGAGACAUCAGCUUCAAGAACAUGAAAGAUGAGGACUGGGACCUCAUUAUGAAGGUGCACGUGAUUGGUGCGUACAAGUGCGCAAGAGCUGCAUGGCCAUAUUUCAGGAAACAAAAGUACGGAAGAGUCAUCAGCACUGCCUCUGCUGCUGGACUUUUUGGAAGCUUCGGACAAUGCAACUAUUCUGCUGCCAAGCUUUCCCAAGUCGGUUUCACCGAGACUCUGGCCAAGGAGGGUGCCAAGUACAACAUUCUCUGCAACACGAUUGCGCCAAUUGCUGCCUCCCGAUUGACAGCUACUGUUAUGCCCAAGGAAGUUCUGGACAACCUGAAGCCGGAGUGGGUUGUGCCGGUUGUCGCUGUCCUUACACACUCAUCCAACACCUCGGAAAGCGGAGGCAUAUUCGAGAUUGGUGGCGGCCACGUCUCCAAGUACCGAUGGGAACGAUCAAAGGGUGCUCUGCUCAAGGCCGACCAAUCUUUCACCCCAGGCGCUCUCCUCUCCAAGUGGAAGGAUGUUGAGAACUUCAGCGAGCCGCAAUACCCAACGGGCCCGAACGACUUCGUAACACUUCUCGAGGAGGCCAACAAGCUCCCAGCAAACCCAAAGGCUCCAGAACUUAACUUCAAGGGCAAGGUGGCCGUCGUCACAGGUGGUGGUGCUGGUCUCGGUCGUGCCUACUGCUUACAAUUGGCCAAGUAUGGCGCUACAGUUGUGGUCAACGACCUCGCAGAUCCGGAACCAGUUGUUCAGGAGAUUCAGAAGCUUGGUGGCAAGGCGACCGGCGUUCGUUGCAGUGCCGAGGAUGGUGAGAAGGUCGUCGCUGCUGCCAUUGACAACUACGGCAGAAUCGACAUCCUCAUCAACAACGCAGGCAUUCUCCGCGACAAGUCCUUCCACAACAUGGAGGACAAGAUGUUCCAGCAAGUCCUGGACGUCCACCUGCGCGGCACCUACAAGGCUUCGAAGGCUGCCUGGCCUUACAUGCUUAAGCAGAAGUAUGGCCGCAUCGUGAACACAACCUCUACAUCCGGUAUCUACGGCAACUUCGGUCAGGCCAACUAUGCUGCCGCGAAGUGUGGAAUUCUCGGCUUCUCACGCGCUCUUGCUCGGGAGGGCAAGAAGUACAACAUCUUCGUCAACACCAUCGCACCGAACGCAGGAACCAACAUGACUCGCUCGAUCAUGCCUGAGGAGAUGGUGCAGGCAUUCAAGCCAGACUAUGUCGUCCCGGUCGUGCUCAUCAUGCUUUCCGACAAGAUGCCAAACGAGCCAACUGGCCGUCUUUUCGAGAGCGGUUCUGGCUGGACUGGCGAGACCAGAUGGCAGAGAACUGGAGGUGCCCAAUUCCCAAUCGAUGUCACACUCACACCCGAGGCAGUGAAGGAAGUCUGGGAGUCAAAGAUUGCCAACUUCGACGACGGCCGAGCUGACAACCCAUCGGACGUGUCGGCUGCAAAUGACAAGAUCAUGGGCAACUUUGAGAACCGGGCCAACAAAGGUGGGAAUGCGUCCUCCAGCGAAGACGACUACCUUGCCAAGAUCGAAUCGGCUAAGAAGGCACAGGCCGACGGAACGGAGUUCGUCUAUGAUGAACGAGACUGCAUCCUCUACAACCUGGGCGUUGGCGCCAAACGCACCGACCUCCCACUCGUCUUCGAAGGUCACGACGACUUCCAAGUCCUUCCGACAUUCGGUGUCAUUCCACCAUUCAAUGCGGACGCACCAUACUCAAUGGGCGAUAUCGUACCUAACUUUUCACCUAACAUGGUGCUCCAUGGCGAGCAGUACCUCGAAAUUCGCUCCUUCCCGAUCCCAACAGAGGCCACACUCGUAGCCUAUCCAACGCUUGUUGAGGUCCAAGACAAGGGCAAGUCUGCAGUCGUUGUACAAGGCAGCAUCACCAAAGACAAGAACACAGGCAAGGAGAUCUUCUACAACGAAUCAACAGCCUUCGUGCGUGGUUCCGGUGGCUUCGGCGGCUCUAAGCAAGGCAAAGACCGUGGCGCUGCGAGCAAGGUCCACACGCCUCCCAAGCGCAAGCCAGAUGCGGUUGUCGAAGAAAAGACGAGCGAAGACCUCGCUGCUAUCUACAGAUUAUCCGGUGACAGAAAUCCUCUCCACAUAGACCCAGAUUUCGCAAAGGUCGGAGGCUUCGAUGUGCCCAUCUUGCACGGUCUCUGCUCGUUCGGUAUCUCUGGAAAGCACAUCCUCCAGACCUUUGGUCCGUUCAAGAACAUCAAGGUGCGAUUCGCGGGUACCGUGCUUCCUGGGCAGACUCUGGUGACAGAAAUGUGGAAGGAGGGCAACACGGUCGUCUUCCAGACCAAAGUGAAAGAGACUGGCAAGCCUGCGAUAUCUGGUGCAGGUGCGGAGUUGGUUGGGGAUGGAAAGUCGAAGCUGUAAAUUCUUGGUGCAUUUGAGCAACGAUGUCUGGGUGGUAGAGGGGGAUAUGUGUGUAUGCUUCACUGUAUGAACGAUUUUGUACAGCACCUAUUGGUAUGGCGAAAUGAAAUACCAGCCAUAGAAUAUUUGGAAUUUUGGAUUGUG
This is a messenger RNA of Pseudocercospora fijiensis CIRAD86, 2913 nucleotides long. RefSeq lists its product as uncharacterized. The coding region runs from base 52 to 2769 and encodes 905 amino acids. The transcript has 3 exons. The record is from RefSeq and is a predicted model, not a curated record. NCBI's taxonomy places the organism in Eukaryota, Fungi, Ascomycota, Dothideomycetes, Mycosphaerellales, Mycosphaerellaceae.